Penicillium paradoxum is the source of this 2127-nucleotide messenger RNA. Its product is annotated as transcription factor IIF subunit TFG1. The record is from RefSeq and is a predicted model, not a curated record. Bases 1 to 2127 code for a protein of 708 amino acids. Gene Ontology annotation, molecular function: TFIIF-class transcription factor complex binding; DNA binding; RNA polymerase II general transcription initiation factor activity. Gene Ontology annotation, cellular component: nucleus; transcription factor TFIIF complex. Lineage: Eukaryota; Fungi; Ascomycota; Eurotiomycetes; Eurotiales; Aspergillaceae. Gene Ontology annotation, biological process: positive regulation of transcription elongation by RNA polymerase II; transcription initiation at RNA polymerase II promoter. The transcript has 3 exons.
AUGUCGGCGCCGACGAAUCCCCCGAAUGCUCGGACGCCAACUGGGCCGAAUGGCGCACCGGUGAAAAGAAUGAUGCGCCGUCCAAGGGCAGCUGAUCCUUUGGUCCGACCGAAAAGAAGGCCUGUCUCCAAACCAGCGGCGGCCAUCCCCGCUCCCAAUGGGACAGCCUUGAAGACUCUUCCCUCGAGGCCACAAGUGUCAAAACCCCAGGCUAUAUUCCAUUCCGAGCGACCUAUGCUUGAGAUUGCAAACAACAGUAUGGCAGCCAACGGUUUCAGUGGCCCUUUGCUCAGUGAGAGAUACUUUGAUUAUCCUGUGGUCACAACGAAGCGAGCUAUGAUGGAGGGGCUGAAGCAUCACAUCGCGCGAUUUGCCUCGAAGAAAAGCGUCGACCCACGCGAUGAAUCACAAUUCACGCGACCAGUCCGACUUCACCGCCGAGACCCGCGUACGCGAACUCAUGAUCCAAAUUCGUCGAGGGGCGAGAUCGAUGGUCAGCCGAUGGACGAAGCCGAACGUGAGGCAUUUGAUGCUCGAAAGGCAGCACGCGAGAAAGAGCGCGCUGAGAACCUUUCUCAAAUCGCUCCCGCCCUUGGAUCGAUUUCGAAACGACCCAACGCCCCGAAACAGAAAACGCAGCAAGUCUUCAAGUCGGACAUGACUCCCGAAGAAAUCGCGAGAGCACGGAUCAAGUACGAAGAAGCGUUGCCGUGGCACUUGGAGGAUUUUGAUAAUCAACACACCUGGGUUGGAAACUACGAAGCAGCUCUGUCCGAAACACAUGCAGUGUUUGUCCUCGACAACGGAAAGAUGCGAAUGAUUCCCGCUGAAAAGUGGUACAAGUUCAACGCCAAGAGUAACUUCAAGGCUUUGACCAUUGAGGAAGCAGAGAAAUUCAUGGCCAAAAGGGUGAAGGAUCCUCGAUGGUUCAUGGAAAAACAGCAACAAAUGGAACAAGAGAAAGAAUUGGCCACUUAUGCCAAGCAGCGCAAGGUCUAUGCCGGAAAACAAGGCCUAAUGGCCGGAAAGGGCGAGGGUUUGGAGGCUGGUGAAAUGGAUUUCGAAGAGGAUCGGUUCGCCGACGACGAGGAGCACGAUGACCUCUUUAAUGAGGACGAAGAUGCCAAGGAUGCUGAAAAGAGGAUCAAAGAAGAUCAGCUCAAGGCAAAUGUGUUCGAUCUCAAGGAUGAGAAAGAGUAUGAUGCCGAAGAAGUGCGAGAGAAACGGGAACGUGAGGCCCGGCGUGUGCUGGGCAAGGGUGUACGCAAGGCCCUGAAAAGGAGAGAACGGAACUACGAUUACAGCAGUGGCUCGGACGUCAACCCAUACACAGAUGAGGAGGUAAUUGUUUUCCCGCCUAUUCUCAACGGCAACCCCAAAACUAACAUGGAACAGAGCUCUGAUGACAGCGAAACCGAACGGGCCAAGGAGGAGGAACGGAAGAAAGCAGAAGAAGAAAAGAACCAGAGAGAAGCCUCAUCCAAGGGAACAAACACUCCCUCUGGUCGACCCAAGCACACAGAUCCCCUGAAGAAAGCCCCUGGAUCUCGGAAGAGGCUUGGAUCGCCAAACGCCUCCGAUGCGAGCGGCACCGACACCUCUCGAAAGAAGGUCAAGGGCAUGCAUCUUCCCACAUCUCAACCCCCAUCGCGUCCAAUCUCUCCAUCUGCCAUGCAGAAACGCGUGCGAAACAUUCAUGGUGGCGCUGGCUCUGGCAGUGAUGUCGAUACCGGUGUUGGGUCUGGAGCGGAACUGACCGAGGGUGGCAAAAUCAAGAAGCUGAAGCUCAACCCAACUUCAGCUUCUCGUAGUGGCACCCCGCAAGGGUCUCGCGCCGGAAGUCCUUUGCCUCGACCUACCGGAAGCCGUGCUAGCAGCCCCGAUGGUCCCAGAGGUAUUCGUGUGUCCACUCCGAUUUCUGGAAUUCAAACAUUCCCAACAGCUGGAGAAAUCCAUGCAGCUAUUCCGGCAUCUGGUAUCCUCAGUAGUGACCUCUUGAAGGUCUUCCGUCCUCGCAUUGGCGAGUCGAAGGAGAACCAUCGGCGUUUCAUUGCUAUUGUCAAGGAUGUCAGUGUUUACGGAAAGGAAGACCGGAUGCUGCGUCCAGGUCCUUGGAAGGCAACCUAG